CGCCCCAAUGCUGGCGCGAUUUCCACCGCGCUUCCACGCGAUUCGCGACUCCGUACAAAUUGGAAACUAAAUAUCCGAUUGCUCAAUCCGAUAGUUGACGCGAUCCGUGCGAUUGUGACUGUGACUCAGUGAAGUUUGACUCUCGAGUGUACAAUCGAAUCAACAGUCUGCAGUGCAUUUUUUUAAUGCCCUAAUUUUGACAGCUGGAGGUUUCGCAACUGAAAAACGCCGACGGUCGGACGUUUUCCCAGCCCAAAUAAGAAUCUUAUUAAAUUCAAUUAGAAUCCAAACUGAACUGAUUUUAUUAAAGAUUUGAAGUAAAGAUGGAGUGUUGACAUCUGAAAUGCUGAGUAGAUGAAAUGAAGACCUCGCUCGAAUGCGAGCGGUCAGAGGCCGCGGACAGCGGAGGGAAAGGCCGAAUAUCGUUUAGCGUGGACUCUCUGCUGGGCAGCAAGGAGCCAAGCAAAGACCAGGAGCACAGCAACGAUGAGAAUACGAUCGAGACCGAUGAUAGCGAUGUUGAUAUCGAGGAUGUGGACUCGAACGCGGGGGACGAGAGGGAAGAAGAUGAUAGAGAGAGGGAAGGGAGCGGGGAAGAGCGGAGUGGAGUGGUGGUGCCGCAGCCGAUGUUACCCCGGCUGUACCAGGGCCCGCCGCCGACGUGGCCGUUCGGGGCGUUCCCCUGGAUGGCUCCUAACCCUAUGUUCCGGACGGGAUCACCUAAUGCAGGCCCUCCCAGUGGCCCUCCCGUUGUGCGCUGCCAACUUCGGAAACACAAGCCCAACCGCAAACCAAGAACACCCUUCACCACGCAGCAACUCCUCGCGUUGGAGAAGAAAUUCAGAGACAAGCAAUACCUGAGCAUCGCUGAGCGGGCUGAGUUCUCAUCGUCACUGAGAUUAACUGAGACUCAGGUCAAAAUCUGGUUUCAAAACCGGCGCGCGAAAGCGAAACGGCUCCAAGAAGCCGAAAUCGAAAAGCUACGUCUAUCAGCGCGGCCGCUCCUGCCUCCAUCAUUCGCGCUAUUUGGGGGCGGAGGCGCGCCCCCACUCUUCGCCGCCAUGGCGGCCGCCACGCGCCCCCAACUCAGCUUCCUCGGGGGAACCCCUACCCACCAGCACGCCAUCAACAUGAACAUACUGAACUCUCUGCAGCCCCAUUGACGUUUGGAACACGCGGGAACGCGUGAAACGUCAAACGGACAGCCGCCAUCUUAAAAGAAGAAACAGUGUUCAAAUCUCGUUGUCUGUGAUUCAAAACUUUAACAGCGGCGUUUAUACUGAAUGAACUUUAAAUCAGUAAGUGCAAUUUUUUAAGUUAAAUUCGGUAGUUAAUUUAUUUUAAAAAUAGUUGAUAAUUAUGUAUAUAUAGAGUUAAACAAACGUUACGGCAAUAGUUUAUGGGACAGUUUAUGACCGAAAUGUCGCAUUCAUGUAUGUUUGUUAGUAUUAAUUAACAGUGUAAAGAAGUAUCUAGUUACUUUUUAUUUGACGACAUUAAAUGCCUGUAAAACACAUCAAUUUACAUACCUAUUCAAUGCAAAUUGCAAACUUAAUAACUCAGAAAUUCUCUUAAGUACGUCGUACAUAAUUGAAAAUAAUACAUACAUAAUUUUACGACACUUAUAAUAGAGGAAGCUGCAUACAAGUUGGCACCAUUAAUAGUUUUUGGAAUUGGCUUACAGCAUUCACCAUUUUCAGUUUUUUGUAAGAAUAUGAUUGUAUACCUACCAGUGGCGUGAAGUGAAAAUUUUCGUUGAUAAAGCCGGAGGGGUUUUCGGGAUCUGAUUUGUAUGGACUUCUACAGAUACAGGAGAAUUUUACGGAACCCGUAGGGAAUCGAGUUGUAUCGACGCCCCGCCACUGAUUACCUACUUUAUUAGGUCAUAGAGAUCAUAAAGUAGAGUUUAUUACGAUUUUUUUACUUUUGAAUUGAAUUUCCGAAUCAGAAAAAAUAACUACACAUACACAUCGAUGAUUGUUUAUAAGUAAAGUAAAUUCAACAUGUUGAACACGAAAAUAAAAUAAAAUGCAAAAUUUAUCACAAAUGCUGUUGGGUACUUAGAAAUUGUGAAACUGCCGAAUUUAGUUGUACAGUCGAGUUCAUAAAUAUGUGUACAUUUCUUUACCUUAACUCGUUGCAAGAAGGUGAAAAAAUGUACACAUAUUUAUCAACUCGACUGUACACUACACUAUACAGUUGUACACUAUCAAAUAUAAUAUC
Molecule: messenger RNA, 2223 nt
Organism: Leguminivora glycinivorella
Lineage: Eukaryota; Metazoa; Arthropoda; Insecta; Lepidoptera; Tortricidae
Product: homeobox protein MSH-D-like
Exons: 3
Coding region: 360-1163 (267 amino acids)
Biological process (GO): embryonic morphogenesis; regulation of transcription by RNA polymerase II
Cellular component (GO): nucleus
Molecular function (GO): DNA-binding transcription factor activity, RNA polymerase II-specific; RNA polymerase II transcription regulatory region sequence-specific DNA binding
Source: RefSeq, a predicted model, not a curated record